CCAACUGGGCAGCGGCCUCAUAAACCUGUCAAUCACUUGUGCAUGAUUCCUUUUCACUUUGACUGUUCUGGGCUAACUGGAACAAUCCCACUCUUCGGUGCUGUAAAAAUAAAGUAGACAUGAAUAAAACAGAAAAACCUGUAUCAACACUAUGGGGUUGCGAGCUAAGCAGUUCAAAUAAAGCUGGAACGUUCAAGACGGAUGACAGUAACCACCAACACCAACUGGCACUCAGAACUAUGUGCCUCGGUGCAGGCGCUAAAGAGGAGUUCAACAUCGUUGAGGUGAUUACGGGUGAACCAGAAAACGGGAAAGGUGUUCCCAUGGCAACUUUACACGCCAACGGCAUGCCCACGGUAAAUCUGUCCGGUUUAGAUCUGCACCCACCGGUAACGUUCAGGUUGAAAAGCGGCACAGGACCAGUUUACGUUUGCGGAGAGCACGUGGCACUGGAAGAGGACAUCUCAGACAGCGAUGAAGACAUGGCCGAAGAGUUGGAGGAAGAGGAGGAAGAAAUCGAGUCAUCACCGGAGAAGCCAGUUAAGAAACCAGCGGCUAAGAACGGCGUCACUGCUGGAAAGAGAAAGAAGCAAGAAGCGGAUGGGUCCGCGUCAGAUGGCGAGAACAACCCUCCCAAAAAGGGGAAGGGCCGAGGCAAGAAGAAGGCUUGAGCCGCCAUCGAUCGCUCCCCGUGGCCUGCCUUCUCAAGGCCCCUCUGAUCCGUCUGUUCAAUCAUGGGACGGUUCAAGCUGCUAUUAACCUGGUUUUGUGACUUAAUCCCACUUGUGCUUUCAAUAAAUAAAUAAAAAACAUUUGUAAUUCA
This is a messenger RNA of Osmerus eperlanus (European smelt), 823 nucleotides long. RefSeq names its product nucleophosmin/nucleoplasmin, 2b (gene npm2b). The record is from RefSeq and is a predicted model, not a curated record. Lineage: Eukaryota; Metazoa; Chordata; Actinopteri; Osmeriformes; Osmeridae. Gene Ontology annotation, cellular component: nucleoplasm; nucleolus; cytoplasm. Bases 120 to 671 code for a protein of 183 amino acids. Gene Ontology annotation, molecular function: chromatin binding; RNA binding; histone binding. The transcript is spliced from 9 exons. Gene Ontology annotation, biological process: chromatin remodeling; positive regulation of DNA replication.